Molecule: messenger RNA, 1054 nt
Organism: Cricetulus griseus (Chinese hamster)
Lineage: Eukaryota; Metazoa; Chordata; Mammalia; Rodentia; Cricetidae
Source: RefSeq, a predicted model, not a curated record
AUGAACCUGGGCAUGGGAACUGGCUUCUAUGGUAGGAAAAAUUUCUUAGGGCUAAUUCCUUGUGCUGCUGCUGCUGAGGUGGUUGCAAGCUACUUUGAACUGGAGAGCAGUGGCCCAAGGGAAGAAAUACGCUACCAUUACAUCCAUCGUGGGAAGCCCAGGACUGAGGCCCUCCCCUACCGCAUGGCCGAUGGACAGUGGCACAAGCUUGCACUGUCAGUGAGCGCCUCUCACCUCCUGCUCCAUGUCGACUGCAAUAGGAUCUAUGAACGUGUGAUAGACCCCCCAGAGACCAACCUUCCUCCAGGAAGCAAUUUGUGGCUUGGACAACGCAACCAAAAGCAUGGCUUUUUCAAAGGGAUCAUUCAAGAUGGCAAGAUCAUCUUCAUGCCGAAUGGGUUUAUCACACAGUGUCCCAACCUAAAUCGCACUUGCCCAACAUGCAGUGAUUUCCUGAGCCUGGUUCAAGGAAUAAUGGAUUUGCAAGAGCUUUUGGCCAAGAUGACUGCAAAACUGAAUUAUGCAGAGACAAGACUUGGUCAGCUGGAAAAUUGCCAUUGUGAGAAGACCUGCCAAGUGAGUGGGCUGCUCUACAGGGACCAAGACUCCUGGGUGGAUGGUGACAACUGCAGGAACUGCACAUGCAAAAGUGGUGCUGUGGAGUGCCGAAAGAUGUCCUGUCCACCUCUCAAUUGUUCCCCAGACUCGCUUCCUGUGCACAUUUCCGGCCAGUGCUGUAAAGUUUGUAGACCAAAAUGUAUCUAUGGAGGAAAAGUUCUUGCCGAGGGCCAGCGGAUUUUAAACAAGAGCUGCCGGGAAUGUCGAGGCGGAGUCUUGGUAAAGAUCACAGAAGCUUGCCCUCCUCUGAACUGCUCCGCAGAGGAUCACAUUCUCCCCGAGAACCAGUGCUGUAAGGUCUGUCGAGGUCAUAACUUCUGUGCAGAAGCACCUAAGUGUGGAGAAAACUCGGAGUGCAAAAACUGGAAUACAAAAGCGACCUGUGAGUGCAAGAAUGGAUACAUCUCGGUGCAGGGCAACUCUGCAUACUGUGAAG